Messenger RNA from Ceratina calcarata, 1311 nucleotides. It is a transcript of the gene MED4, whose product is annotated as mediator complex subunit 4. The record is from RefSeq and is a predicted model, not a curated record. NCBI's taxonomy places the organism in Eukaryota, Metazoa, Arthropoda, Insecta, Hymenoptera, Apidae. Gene Ontology annotation, molecular function: transcription coregulator activity. The transcript is spliced from 4 exons. The coding region runs from base 265 to 1035 and encodes 256 amino acids. Gene Ontology annotation, biological process: regulation of transcription by RNA polymerase II. Gene Ontology annotation, cellular component: core mediator complex; mediator complex.
UGGUUUCCUGUCGAUAUUAACCAAACAACAAAUCCGCUGCGUGAGGAUACCUCGAUCACCUUGAUCCUUGAUAAAACUCAAGAAGCACUGAACAUUUCCUGAUAGAUGCUUUAUGAACGAGUCUUCUUCGUACAUAUCAUUUGCACGGAAAUCACGAAAUCCUGGAGAUGAGUGUUCUCAUUUUCUCUUGGAUGUCGAAGGUUAGAUGCUUGUGUACGAUCGGUUGAUUGGAAACAGUUUAGAAAAAGAACUUUGAUAAUUAUCAUGACAUCAUCCGGUAGAAGUACAAGAGAAGUUCUAUUGUCUCUCAUCGAUGACAUCGAACUGAUAGCAAAGGAGAUGAUUGAAAAUACGAUAGCUCAAAAACCCGUGAAGCUAUCGAAUGAAGAACAUGCCCAAUUAACUGAACUGUUAGUCAGUAAAGACAAUGAAUUAAAAUCAACAUUAAAACGAGCCGCAGAACAGGCAAAAAUUAACUUGAAGAUGGAAGCUUUGAGGGCAGAAGUUGAUAGGCAAGAUCAAGAUAUCCAACAGUUGCAGAGACAAUUGAAGGAAGCAGAACAAAUUUUAGCUACGGCAAUUUAUCAAGCAAAACAAAAGUUACAGUCUAUAGCAAGAGCUAAUAAGAGGCCUGUUCCAUCCGAGGAAUUGAUCAAAUAUGCCCAUAGAAUAAGUGCAUCCAAUGCUAUAUGUGCCCCUCUAACUUGGCAACAAGGUGACCCCAGAAGGCCUUAUCCUACUGAUAUCGAGAUGAGAUUGGGAUACUUAGGAAGAUUAAGCGAUCUUCCUCUCAAUGGACAGAUGCCCGGUGCUCAUCCUGGGAUAUCGUCAGAUUUGCACAGAGCCGGCGGUCAUCCGGUAGGUGAACCGCCUGUAUCGCAAGCUAAUCAAUUCGCGUGGCAUCCAUCCGGCGAAAUUCACAUGUCUAUGACUGGGCAAGGAAGUGUUGCCAUGAACACUCAUAAACAGGAAACGGAGGAUGUCGAAGUUAUGUCAACCGAUUCGUCUAGCAGCUCGUCCAGCGACUCCCAGUGAACAUCAUUGCUUUAUUACAAAAUCGAAUUACCUUUUAUUUAUGGCUUAUGAACUACCGAGUGGUUAGCGCUUAGCUAAUUGACUGCUAACGACUACAUGUGACAAAGUACUCUACGGCCUAGUUGUGAAAUUUCUGAUACGUGCUGCGACAUUGCGAGGACCAAGACGAUUUUACAAGCACGCUCCGGUGUUUCUACAACUCGAAUGUCCACCAAAGGUUCGUUAACAUGUUUCUUUCAUUUUACUUAAAUAUACGAUACGAAAUAGAUGAUAUAA